Messenger RNA from Meriones unguiculatus (Mongolian gerbil), 2411 nucleotides. RefSeq names its product gamma-glutamyltransferase 1 (gene Ggt1). The record is from RefSeq and is a predicted model, not a curated record. The coding region runs from base 545 to 2251 and encodes 568 amino acids. Gene Ontology annotation, biological process: glutathione catabolic process; regulation of inflammatory response; peptide modification. The transcript has 15 exons. Gene Ontology annotation, cellular component: plasma membrane. Lineage: Eukaryota; Metazoa; Chordata; Mammalia; Rodentia; Muridae. Gene Ontology annotation, molecular function: glutathione gamma-glutamate hydrolase.
GUGGGGCAGAUAGGCUUGGGGGGCCCCAAGAAUGUGUGGAGACCUGGUCCUGUCCCUCAGCUCUGUGCCAUGCCCUUCCAGAGGCUCCAGUGAUCUCCUCCGAGCCUCCACCUAGCCACCUGCGCAAGCAGGAGGGCACCGCACUUCUGGCCGAGGUGCCCUGGUCCCCCUGGGUCCACACAGGGCCCUCCUGGGACUGCAUGAACUUUAGUCACCUGGUGACAAGCCUAACCGCCGCGCCUCCUUGCUGCUGUGACGUCAGUAUUGACCAUCCUCCCAGCCUGGCUGGACCUCUUGCUGAGGACUCCCUAUUCCGCACCCCACUCAGAAGCCUCCAGCUGCCCUUCUGGGAUGCUGGGUGCCCUUUAGCUGACCUCUUGGCACUCUGGGAUUAGGAGUACGAGGAGGCGGCCUGCUCUGGCGAUUUCAGAGAGGACUGGUUGUAAGUUUCCUUGGAGUGUCGGGGAGUUCCUGCUCAUCCAGACAGCUGUUCUUUUAGGAGCCACCUCCCCAGGGAAGGUGUGGUACCCCCACUGGACGAGCCAUGAAGAAUCGGUUUCUGAUGCUGGGCCUGGUGGCCGUGGUCCUGGUAUUCAUCAUCAUCGGCCUCUGCAUCUGGCUGCCCUACACCUCUGGGAAGCAGGACCACGUGUACUCCAGGGUAGCUGUGGCCACGGAUGCCAAGCGCUGCUCAGAGAUUGGACGGGACAUGCUGCGGGAAGGCGGCUCCAUGGUGGAUGCAGCCAUCGCGAGCCUGCUGUGCAUGGGGCUCAUGAAUGCCCACAGCAUGGGCAUCGGGGGCGGCCUGUUCUUCACCAUCUACAACAGCACCACACGGAAAGUUGAGGUUAUCAAUGCCCGAGAGGUGGCCCCCAGGCUGGCCAAUACCAGCAUGUUCAAUAACUCCAAGGACUCUCAGGAAGGUGGCCUUUCGGUGGCAGUUCCCGGCGAAAUCCGUGGCUAUGAGCUGGCACACCAACGCCACGGGCGGCUACCCUGGGCUCGCCUGUUCCAGCCCAGCAUCCAACUGGCUCGCCAUGGUUUCCCUGUGGGCAAGAGCUUGGCCAUGGCCCUGAACCAAAAACGGGAUAUCAUUGAACAGACGCCUGCCUUGUGCGAGGUGUUCUGCCGGCAAGGAAAGGUGCUUCAGGAGGGAGAGACGGUGAUUAUGCCAAGGCUGGCCCGGACACUGCAGACACUGGCCCAGGAAGGUGCCAAGGCCUUCUACAAUGGGAGCCUCACAGCCCAGAUUGUAAAGGACAUCCGGGAGGCUGGGGGCAUCAUGACAGUCCAGGACCUGAAUGACUACCGUGCCGAGCUGAUUGAGCAUCCCAUGAGCAUCAGCCUCGGCGACUCAAAGCUGUAUGUGCCAAGCGCCCCGCUCAGCGGGCCCGUGCUGGUUCUCAUCUUGAACAUCCUCAAAGGGUACAACUUUUCUCCGAAGAGCGUGGCAACCCCCGAAGAGAAGGCGCUAACGUACCACCGUAUUGUGGAGGCCUUUCGCUUUGCCUAUGCCAAGAGGACCAUGCUCGGUGACCCAAAGUUUGUUAAUGUGUCUCAGGUGAUCCGAAACAUGACCUCUGAGUUCUUCGCUGCUCAGCUACGGACCCGCAUCUCAGACGGAACCACUCACCCAGUGGCCUACUACGAGCCUGAAUUCUACGUCCCCGAUGGCGGCGGCACUGCUCACCUGUCUCUGGUUUCGGAGGAUGGCAGUGCUGUGUCCGCCACCAGCACCAUCAACCUCUACUUUGGCUCCAGGGUCCUAUCACGAGUCAGUGGCAUCCUGUUUAAUGAUGAGAUGGAUGACUUCAGCUCACCCAACUUCAUGAACCAGUUUGGGGUAGCCCCCUCACCGGCCAACUUCAUCAAGCCAGGUAAGCAGCCACUUUCAUCCAUGUGUCCCUCAAUCAUUGUGGAUAAGGACGGCAAGGUGCGGAUGGUGGUGGGGGCUUCAGGAGGCACACAGAUCACCACGUCCACUGCGCUGGCCAUCAUUAACCACCUGUGGUUUGGCUAUGAUGUGAAGAGAGCGGUAGAGGAGCCCCGGCUUCAUAACCAGCUUUUGCCCAAUACCACGACAAUAGAGAAGAACAUUGAUCAGGCGGUGACAGCAGGCCUGAAGACUCGCCACCACUACACAGAGGUCACACCCACCUACAUUGCUGUGGUUCAGGCUGUUGUGCGAACGUCAGGUGGUUGGGCCGCUGCCUCAGACUCCAGGAAAGGCGGGGAACCAGCCGGCUACUGAGUGCUCCGAAGGGGCAAGACUGACCUGCAGUCCGGGGAUGAGAUAGUUACUAUGAACGAGAGUGGGACUCUGGAGAACAUGCUAACCCUGAGGGAGACAGAGCAGCGUAAUAAAUGGCCACGCCAAGCUCCAGGAAGCCUUGCUGGCUGGACUUCCCGUA